GUUUCUUUAGACAAGUUUUAGCAGUUUGCAUCACAAAACGCCGUAAGCGCCUAUUAUGUUUGCUUUUUUCAAGUUAGCCUACUUAAAAAAAAUUUUUAUGCUCGCUUUUUUCAAGUUAAAAAUUUAGCUAUUGUACUAAUACAGCUAUCUGAUUGGCUAAUAAGUAUCCUAAGGUCAUAUUUAAGACGAUCUUAAAUAAGAACAGACCAUGAAUACCGUCGUCUAGUAUUUCUUGAUUCAUCUGCUGAAAUUUGGCGGGUGACGAAUAUAGAUGUUAAAUAAUUCUAAUAUUUAUAAUGUUAUUUAUGAAAAAUAUUGAAUAGCGUGUGAAUCUUUGUGAUUUAAACAUUUUUACAUGCAACUAAUUCCUGUGAUAAUAGCAAAAAUUUAUAUCAGUGUUAAUAUCAUAAUAAAAAUAACGUGAACAAGAACUAAUAAAAUGGAUCACGAGGACAGUGAUGUUGAUUUAGAUAUUUUGAACGAUCUUAUAUCUAAUGUCACUGAAGAAACUGAAGAGCCUGAACGGCAUGAAGAGGCUAAGCAGCCUGAACCGAAGAAGAGUUUAACGGAAUUACAAUUCAAUUUCUUGGAUUCUGCACCUAGCAAUGUAAACAAUGAAAAUAAAAUAACUGAUGAUAAAAGUACCAGUGAGAUUUAUGAUGAUAAGCUUGAUUCUUCGGAUGACGAAGACAGACGUUACUUUGAAGAGCAGAAGUAUUCCAACUAUGGACGUGAGAUAAAGCAACUGUUGAAGGAAAGCUCCGUGCCAGACGUUAAGCGACCUCCGAGACUACAGAACGAGACCAGUAAGACUUCCGAUUUCAAUACUAAUAAGAAUAAGACUUGUAAUCUCAACGAUGCCGCAAAGAACAGUAGUAACAGUAAUACCUUGGUAGCGAGGGAUGUGUACAGUGAUCCUUUCUUUGGAAUAAGAAUUAUCAAUCCCCUUAUAUCCUCCACUGAAUUGAGGGAACGUAUGAAGGGCAAGGUGGCUGUGACCGUAUCAAGAGUAAAGAGUCACAUUAUUUCUGACAACGCUCAUAGCGACUGGGUGAUCGCCGGUGUACUGAUCAACAAAUCGGCAACGAAAACCUCGCAGAAGGGAACCUCUUACUGCAUCUGGAGAAUAAGCGAUCUCUCCGACGAUAUGAAGACCGUGUCCGUUUUCUUGUUCAGCAGUGCCUACAAACAGCUGUGGAAAACUAUUACCGGCAGUGCGAUAGGUAUUCUCAAUCCAAAUGUGCUCGAGAACAAGGACAACGUCGACCAAGCGACACUGUCAAUCGACAAUCCGCAGAAGCUGAUGAUCCUCGGCAGGUCCAAGGACAUGGGCAAGUGUAAGUCGGUCAAGAGGAACGGCGACGCGUGUACUGCAAUUGUAAACACGAGUCGCUGUGAGUACUGCGUCUAUCAUGUCAAGCAGGAGUACAGGAAGUGCACGCGACGAGCAGAUCUGCAGUCGAGCAACACCGGACACGGGUUCAGCGGGGACGCACUGAAGCGUAUGAGCAAGCAAACUGCUACGCGAAAGCCUUAUAACGGGAUGGCACCGUUCGUGCCAGUACUGGCGACGCGCAACGAAAAGCUGUACGAGAAGGACCGCGCGCGUUUAGAAUUGCUGUCCGAGGCUGCUUCAGGUUCUAACGAUGUUAGAAAAGUGAAGAAUGAUGUAAAACCUGAGGUCAGCAACGUGGACGCUAAGAAGGGAGUGAGCGUCGAGUUAACGAACAAACAGUCGAAGAAAGACUUCGAGCGACUCAACAAAUUAAGGGGUUGGCAACCGUCGAGGCAAGUAAUGGUGCAGUCUACAGCUAACGGAUCAGUCCUAUGUUCCAGUCCAGUAGAACCGAAGGAAAGCAAUUCCGUGCUGAUGAAGCCCAAGAGCAAUCAUGUAGAUAAGAAGAUCAGCUUGACUUCUCUAGCUUCAAGCCCACGACUGGGAAUUGGGUGCAGUCAGGGUACGAUAGAUUUCUCCGAACCGAUCACGAAGAAACAGGUUCACACUGCCAAGAUGAAUGCGAUCAAGUGGGUGCAGGAGCAUGGAAAAAUUAAGGCAAAGAGUCCCAAUCAGGUUUGCAUGAGUUCGAAGAGUAAGCUCGAGAAGAACGCGAAGCGCUGCAGAGAGACUGACCAGCAGGAAGGAGAGGAAGGCGCGAAAAAAGCGAAGAUUAUAAGUGACAAGUUCAAAGAGAUAUUAGAAGCGAAAUCCUCGCAUACGGAUCUAAUAGAGAAGAGUUAUGACGAGGAGAAGGAGAAGUACUUUAACAAGCUGGAAGCGAAGGAGAGGAUGGAGGAGAAAAUGAUGAGCACGUUCAAGGUGAAUUGCAAAGCCGUGAAAUGCGCACUGUGCAAGUAUACAGCGUUCUCGGCAUCGGACAUGUGCAAAGAGCAGAGACACCCGCUGCGCGUGAUUGAUGCAGUUAAGAGGUUCUUCAAGUGUGCUGAUUGCGGUAAUCGGACCGUCAGCCUAAAUCGCAUGCCGUCGCAUAGCUGCGGCAAGUGCAGUAGCUCAAGUUGGACCAGAGCGGCAAUGAUGGAUGAGAAGAAGAUCGCUAUUGCCGCAGAAACUUUAUCCAUACGCGGCGCCGAGGAGAAGUUCCUGGGCUCGGCGGUAAAAGACGCCAAUCUCAAUCUACUCGUUCCGAUCGAAGAUUAGGUUGAACGUUAAUUUAAUCACCGAUCUGUAGGAUGUACUUCUGCUAGCGUUUGUAAAAAUAAAAAAAACGGAAAAGUAAUUACAUGUACAUAAGAUAUAGAAAAAUAUAAGAAAUUAAAGUACAGAAAUUUGGAUGGUGCCGAAGAAUGUGUUGCGGUGCUAAAGAUGCCAUUUUGACUAUUAGUAUAUUAUUUUUUUAAAUAUAUAUAGUUAUAUUUUAUAUAUAUAACAUGUACAAGAGCAUGGUUCGAAAUUUGAGCAUGAAAAUAUCACAGAAAAAUAAAAGAAAAGUUCAUAUCUAUUAAUCUAUUUAUGAAAUAUAUUGUGGCUUUGCGAUUAUUAAAAUUCUUUUUUAUUUUUAUCAAUAACGAUAUCUGGUCCAGAAAUCAUUCACAAGGAAAAUUGUAUAUUAAGAAUAAUUCGUGAAUAGAUAACUCUUCAACGAAGUUAUGAACUACAGUUCGCAACUUUAAAUCCUCGUAUUGAAAAUAAACUAUUACGCAAAAUGAAAGAUCGAAUGCAUUUUUAUUAAUAUGAUUUAUUUUCGAAUGAACCUUCUUCUUUAUCCUAUGUCGUUGUUAUGCUCGAAUUUUGAGACAUUCUCUGUAAAGCUAGAAAAUAAAAGACGACUUUGGAACUAUGUAGAAUUUAUACCGUUCAAAUCAAUAUUCAAAUUCUCGAUUAAUGAAGCUGAAAGGCAACGUGAAUGUUGCUAACAGCAACUGAUACUUAUUUCUAUGCUUUAAAUCUAUAAAUACAGAACGUUGUUUUUGA
Ooceraea biroi (clonal raider ant) is the source of this 3430-nucleotide messenger RNA. It is a transcript of the gene Mcm10, whose product is annotated as minichromosome maintenance 10 homolog. The record is from RefSeq and is a predicted model, not a curated record. Gene Ontology annotation, biological process: DNA replication; DNA replication initiation. Gene Ontology annotation, molecular function: single-stranded DNA binding; DNA replication origin binding. NCBI's taxonomy places the organism in Eukaryota, Metazoa, Arthropoda, Insecta, Hymenoptera, Formicidae. Gene Ontology annotation, cellular component: nuclear replication fork; nucleus.